Phragmites australis (common reed) is the source of this 1645-nucleotide messenger RNA. RefSeq lists its product as uncharacterized. The transcript has 4 exons. Gene Ontology annotation, molecular function: catalytic activity. The record is from RefSeq and is a predicted model, not a curated record. Gene Ontology annotation, cellular component: endoplasmic reticulum. NCBI's taxonomy places the organism in Eukaryota, Viridiplantae, Streptophyta, Magnoliopsida, Poales, Poaceae. Gene Ontology annotation, biological process: GPI anchor biosynthetic process. The coding region runs from base 151 to 1410 and encodes 419 amino acids.
CGUGGCGUGAUAUAUUACGCGCGGCCUCGCGGGUCGGAGCCACUGGGCGCGCGCGUGCACGCGAGAGAGCAAACAGCAAAGCUAGGCCAAGCAAGGCUCGCGGCGCGGCGCGGCGCACUCGCACGUCAUUGCACCGCCGCCGCUCGUGGAAUGCCCGGCCACAUGCUGCGCCGCGUCCUCGACGGCUUCGACUGCCUGCACCCGCGCCUUCGCCGGCGGCACGGCGGCGCGGGGGCGGGGGCGGCGCCGUCCAAGACGCGCGUCACCGUCCGCCUGUUUGGCUCCAGCAAGGCCACGCCGUGUAGCGGCAGCAGCAACGGCGGAGGCCGGGCGGUGACCAUCCGCGUGGCGACGUUCAACGCGGCCAUGUUCUCGAUGGCGCCCGCGGUGGCCGCCGAGACGGCAGCGGCUGCGGGCGCGGGAGCGGGAGGGGAGCGCGGUGCUGCCGGCCAAGUGGGCAGCCCGGGCGGCGCGCGUCGUCCAAAGGGCAUCCUGAAGGCGCAGGCGAGCCUGGCGCGGUUGCCGAGCAAGGCGCGCGUGUCCAUCAACCUCCAGGACAACGAGAUCUCCCUGGAGCGGGGCGGGCUCUGGCGAGGCAAGAAGCAGCCGCAGCAGAGGCGGGAGGCAGGGGAGGCGCGGCGUCGGAGCGUGGAGGAGGUGCUUCGGGAGGCGGGCGCCGACAUCAUCGGGCUGCAGAACGUGCGCGCGGAGGAGGGGCGCGGGAUGCGGCCGCUGUCGGAGCUCGCCGAGGGGCUGGGCAUGCGGUACGUCUUCGCCGAGAGCUGGGCGCCCGAGUACGGCAACGCUGUGCUCUCCCGCUGGCCCAUCAAGCGCUGGAAGGUGCACCGCGUCGCCGACCACUCCGACUUCAGGAACGUGCUGCGAGCGACGAUCGAGGUGCCAGAGGCCGGGGAGAUCAACUUCCACUGCACGCACCUCGACCACCUCGACGAGGGAUGGAGGAUGAAGCAGGUGGACGCGAUCCUCCGGUCCAGCGACGGGCCACACAUCCUCGCCGGCGGCCUCAACGCGCUAGACGGCACCGACUACUCCCCCGAGCGCUGGGCCGACAUCGUCAAGUACUACGAGGAGAUCGGCAAGCCGACCCCGAAGGUGGAGGUGAUGAAGCACCUCAAGGGGAAGCAGUACGUCGAUGCCAAGGAUUUCGCAGGGGAAUGUGAAGCUGUGGUGGUUGUGGCCAAAGGGCAAGAUGUGCAGGGGACGUGCAAGUAUGGCACCAGGGUGGACUACAUACUGGCGUCACCAAACUCACCCUACACGUUCGUACCUGGAUCCUACACGGUCAUCUCUUCAAAAGGAACAUCAGACCAUCACAUCGCUAGGGUCGAUGUAAUGAUAUCUCAGAUCAAAGAGACAGAUACGGAAACUGGGAACCAGAAACAGAGAUAGUCAGGAUGAACAAGAGCUCAAGAAAAGGAAUUUGGGAUGCUAAAUAAUUUUUUGUCUGAGUUCUUUUGCGUCGUUUUCUUUUUGGGGUGAUAUGGGUUGCUUUCAAUUGUGUAUACAGUUAUGGUUGUUGGAGUGAGACUGAAGAAGCAACCAAGAGGUUGCAAUGGCUGGCUGCUGUGAUGUAACCAAGAAGUGGAAGGAACGUAUUUUGAUCUGGUUUCCCUUCUGUUGGUCA